UUUUUUUUUAACCUUACCCGGAUAGCUAUGAGUUGCUUAAUUCUUACGGGGUUUUGACUUUUUGACUCACAGGUCACACUGUGUGUAAAUCAGUAUUUGGCCAUCGCUAUUUAAAAAUUAUUUGCUCUUUCUCUCUAUAACUCUCUCUUCUCCAAUGGCCGACAACGAGAGCACUGAUUCGUCUACCACCGCCACUAUCACCCCGGCGUCCUCGAAUCCGCUGGAGACGAAGCGGUGGGCGGAUGUCGCUGAUGAGGCGGAUGCGGAGCAGCAAGCCGAAUCUUCGUUGGCAGAUGUCAAAUUGGAUUCCUUGGCUAUCGAUGAGUCCAAACAACCUUCUGUCGGCCUUACUGAUCCCGAUGACUCCACCAUUGAAGCUGUUACAUCGGGGGACACUCCAUAUACAUCAGCUAAACGAUUCGAGGACUUGAAUUUGUCACCUGAACUGUUGAAGGGCCUUUAUGUUGAGAUGAAGUUCGAGCAACCUAGCAAGAUUCAAGCAAUUAGUUUGCCCAUGAUCCUAACUCCUCCUCACAAGAAUUUAAUAGCUCAAGCUCAUAAUGGAUCCGGGAAGACCACUUGUUUCGUGCUUGGUAUGUUGAGCCGUGUUGAUCCGAAAAUCCUUGGUCCUCAGGCUCUCUGUAUUUGCCCCACGAGGGAGUUAGCCAUUCAGAAUAUGGAAGUGCUUCUGAAGAUGGGGAAGUUCACUGGGAUAACCUCGGAAUUAGCUAUACCGCCUGCUGAAGCAAACUACAUCCCGAUAAGUAAGAUGGGGCCUGUUACAGCACAAGUAAUCAUUGGUACACCAGGCACAAUAUCUAAGUGGUUGCAACACAAGAAAUUGGGUUUGAGUCAAAUGAAGAUUCUUGUGUUUGAUGAGGCAGACCACAUGUUGGCAAUGGGUGGCUUCCGAGAUGAAUCAGUCAGGAUAAUGAAGGCUAUUACUAGAUCCAAUUCCAAUUGCCAGGUCCUUUUGUUCUCAGCCACCUUUAAUGAUGCUGUGAAGGCCUUUGCAUCAAAAAUAGUUGAGGAGAUCUUUGUAAAAGGUUAUAACCAAAUGUUUGUCAAAAAGGAAGAACUAUCGCUGGAGUCUGUAAAACAAUACAAGGUUCAUUGUCCUGACGAGCUUUCAAAGAUUAUGGUGAUUAAAGACCAAAUACUUAAUCUUGGAGAUAAGGUAGGGCAGACUAUCGUGUUUGUCAAAACCAAGAAUACUGCAUCCAUGUUGCACCAAUCUCUGGUCAAACUUGGCUAUGAGGUCACUACGAUUCAAGGUGCUCUGAAGCAAGAGGAUAGGGACAAAAUCAUAAAAGAGUUCAAAGAGGGUCUGACCCAAGUUCUAAUCUCAACUGAUAUUCUCGCUCGGGGUUUUGACCAGAGCCAGGUUAAUUUGGUUAUCAAUUUUGAUCUGCCUGUGCAAUACGAUCAUCGUUCUGAGCCUGACUAUGAAGUUUACUUGCACCGAGUUGGUAGAGCUGGGCGCUUUGGCCGCAAAGGUGCUGUAUUCAACUUGCUUUGCAUUGAUGACGAUGACAUGAUUAUUGGCAAGAUCGAGAAAUACUUCAACUCUCAGAUUAGUGAGGUGGGUCCUUGGAAUAGUCAGGCAGAAUUCGAGGCUGCUCUACGGAAUGCUGGGCUUUUGUGAUUAUGAGUUGAGCAGGAGAUGUCGCUGUAGAUUAUCUAAUGAUUAUCGAGGAGAGUUUUUGUUUCUCAUUUUUCAUUUUGAAUAGUUUUGCCACUUACCUCAUAAGACAUUGGGAAAUAGUGAAUGAAAUUUGUGUUGAGUCUGUCUAUUCGUAUUCAAAACAGUGUAUUGCACUGAGGUUGUUCCGACGCUCUCCGUUACUGGUGUGUCCACGAAUUUGCCAAAAGCUCAAAGCAUGGUGGAAAUCAAUUCCUUAUUCUUCUUGA
Salvia miltiorrhiza (redroot sage) is the source of this 1911-nucleotide messenger RNA. RefSeq names its product DEAD-box ATP-dependent RNA helicase 38. The record is from RefSeq and is a predicted model, not a curated record. The transcript has 8 exons. Gene Ontology annotation, cellular component: nucleus; cytoplasmic stress granule. Gene Ontology annotation, biological process: poly(A)+ mRNA export from nucleus. Bases 155 to 1645 code for a protein of 496 amino acids. NCBI's taxonomy places the organism in Eukaryota, Viridiplantae, Streptophyta, Magnoliopsida, Lamiales, Lamiaceae. Gene Ontology annotation, molecular function: ATP binding; RNA helicase activity; RNA binding.